AAUAUAUUAACCAAGUGGUAAACGACGGUUUUAUAGAAAGUAUGUGUUCGGGAGAUAGGUAUAUAUAAACCACAAAGACGAAUGAUAUAUACACAAAGCCUUCCUUCUCUUGCGAUCAUCAUGAAGGCCUUGGUUAUCCUAAGCGUUGGCUUAUGCUUAACUCUAGCUGCGGAAUCCGAGAAGAAGGAGAUAGCGCAGGAGAGCAAGAAACAAGAAAAACGCGGCCUUUAUGGUCUUGGAGACCAUGGGGGAGGAUUCGACUUUGGCGGCCAUGGUUACGGAGGAGGUGAUUAUGGAGGUCAUGAACAUCACGAGCACGUCAAAACAGUAGUGGUAGAAAAGAAAAUUCCAACUCCUUACGAAGUAAUCAAGCACGUACCUUAUACUGUAGAGAAAAAAGUACCUUACGAAGUCAAAGUACCGGUACCACAACCUUAUGAAGUUAUCAAGAAGAUACCAGUGCCAGUAAAAGAAAUCAUCAAAGUACCAGUAGUUGUACCACAACCUUAUGAAGUAAUUAAGAAAGUUCCUUACGAAGUGAAAGUACCAGUACCCAGACCUUACGAAGUUAAAAUCCCAGUACCUCAGCCUUACACUGUAGAAAAGAAGAUUGGAGUACCAGUCAAAGUGCCAGUUCCACAACCCUAUACUGUUUACAAGAAAGUACCUUAUCCAGUCAAAGUUGAAGUACCAGUACCACAACCUUACACUGUCGAAAAGAAAGUACCAUAUGAAGUGAAAAUCCCUGUCGACAGACCAUACCCAGUCCAUGUACCAAAGCCAUACCCCGUUACAGUUGAAAAACAUGUACCUUACCCAGUAGAAAAACACGUUCCCUAUGAAGUCAAAGUACCUAUCGAUAAACCUUAUCCCGUUAUUGUACAUAAACCAGUACCUGUACAUGUGAAAGUACCAGUACCUCAACCUUAUUCUGUAGAGAAAAAGUAUCCAGUAGAAGUUGCAAAACCAGUUCCAGUACCAGUUAAGGUCCACGUUGACAAACCUUAUCCAGUUAUCAAAGAAGUGCCUGUUCCAGUAGAAAAAGCCGUACCUUAUCCCGUCAAAGUACCAGUAGCGGUCCCUGUACAUGUCCCUCAUCAUCACGAAGAAAUUGGAGGUGAUUACGGCGCCCAAUCUGAUUUUGGAGGUAACGGAGAUUACGGCAGCCACGGAGACUUUGGUGGUCAUGGUGGUUACCAUUAAAAACUUCGUUAAUGUUGUUGUUAGGUCUUUUAAAUUGAUAUAUAGUAAAUAACAAUUUUGGUUAGUUAAAUCGACGUAAUCAAAAUUGUUAAGUACUAUAGAAAAAAUGCCACAUUCUCGUUAUGCGAUGUUGUUAACAUUAAGGAAUACUCUAUGUCGAUAAUAUCUAAUUUUCGAAUUUUCUCGAAACCAAGAA
This is a messenger RNA of Diorhabda carinulata, 1399 nucleotides long. RefSeq names its product skin secretory protein xP2. Bases 82 to 1203 code for a protein of 373 amino acids. The record is from RefSeq and is a predicted model, not a curated record. NCBI's taxonomy places the organism in Eukaryota, Metazoa, Arthropoda, Insecta, Coleoptera, Chrysomelidae. The transcript is spliced from 3 exons.